CAGCAGGGUUUCUGCAUCCACGAAGCAAUGGGAAAGGGAACAGGGAGUUUCGGUAAGAGGAGGAACAAGACUCACACUCUCUGCGUGAGGUGUGGUCGCCGGAGCUUCCAUCUGCAGAAGAGCCGAUGCUCCGCUUGUGCUUACCCUGUUGCUCGCACUAGAAAGUACAAUUGGAGUGCAAAGGCGAUCCGUAGAAAGACCACCGGAACUGGCCGCAUGAGGUAUCUCCGUAACGUUCCCCGCCGUUUCAAGAGCAACUUCAGAGAAGGUACUCAAGCAGCUCCUAGGAACAAGGCUGCAACAUUGUCCUCUUGAGUGUAAAAGUCUUUUGAGAUGGAAUUUUGUGAGGGUUGGUUAUAUUGUAUCAUUUGGUUUUGUUAUUUUGAAGUAUUA
Cuscuta epithymum is the source of this 393-nucleotide messenger RNA. The record is from the annotation of a GenBank genome assembly. NCBI's taxonomy places the organism in Eukaryota, Viridiplantae, Streptophyta, Magnoliopsida, Solanales, Convolvulaceae.